This is a messenger RNA of Colletotrichum lupini, 594 nucleotides long. RefSeq names its product Skp1 family protein. NCBI's taxonomy places the organism in Eukaryota, Fungi, Ascomycota, Sordariomycetes, Glomerellales, Glomerellaceae. The record is from RefSeq and is a predicted model, not a curated record. The transcript has 5 exons. Gene Ontology annotation, molecular function: cullin family protein binding. Bases 1 to 594 code for a protein of 197 amino acids. Gene Ontology annotation, cellular component: nucleus; cytoplasm. Gene Ontology annotation, biological process: SCF-dependent proteasomal ubiquitin-dependent protein catabolic process; mitotic cell cycle.
AUGUGCUGUGCCUUUGCGGGUCCACCGACUCCAUUGAGGCCUUCUGAAAGGCACCAAAGGUUACCCAAAUUACUAGACAAAAUGGCCGCCGAGAAGAAAGACGCCAAGAUCUGGGUUCAGUCCAACGAUAACAUCACGAUCCCCGUUGAUCGCGUUGUCGCUGAGCGCUCCAUGCUCAUCAAGAACAUGCUCGAGGAUGUUGGUGAUGAUGCCAUCAGCCAGGAGAACCCCAUUCCCAUUCCUAACGUCAACGAGGCGGUCCUUCGCAAGGUCAUCGAGUGGUGUGACCACCACCGCGCCGAUCCCGUUCAGACCGCCGAUGACGAGAACGAUGCUCGCAAGAAGACCACCGAGAUCGAGGAGUGGGACCAGAAGUUCAUGCAGGUCGACCAGGAGAUGCUCUUCGAGAUCAUCCUCGCUUCCAACUACCUGGAUAUCAAGCCUCUCCUCGACGUCGGCUGCAAGACCGUUGCCAACAUGAUCAAGGGCAAGUCGCCCGAGGAGAUCCGCAAGACCUUCAACAUUACCAACGACUUCACCCCCGAAGAGGAGGAGCAGAUCCGCCGCGAGAAUGAGUGGGCCGAGGACCGUUAA